This is a messenger RNA of Manihot esculenta (cassava), 2321 nucleotides long. Its product is annotated as AAA-ATPase At3g50940. The record is from RefSeq and is a predicted model, not a curated record. Gene Ontology annotation, molecular function: ATP hydrolysis activity; ATP binding. NCBI's taxonomy places the organism in Eukaryota, Viridiplantae, Streptophyta, Magnoliopsida, Malpighiales, Euphorbiaceae. Bases 204 to 2066 code for a protein of 620 amino acids. The transcript has 3 exons.
UCCAGUACUCCCCUCGAAAUCUAUGCACCAGUCCACUCGAGCUUUCCUUUUCAACUCUGUGCGGAGCCGAAAGUACUUGGAAAUACACCACUCCUUUUACUUCAUUAUCUAUUUUGGCAUUUGCGUCCUCCAACCAUGUUCCAUACUUGGACUAGAAAUUUGCCUAGUGGAGAAGAUCAAGAUCAAGAUCAAGAUCAAGAGCUAUGGGAGCAAGCUUAUCUGUGCUAGCUUCAAUAGCGAUUAUUCGUAGUUCAUUCAAUGAGUUCGUUCCUCAAGAACUCCGCAGUUACUUGUGGGAAUUCAGUCGCCGUUUCUCGUCGGAGCUUACUGUAGUUGUUAAAGAAUCACAUGAAGGAUCAACAAACCAUCUCUUCAAUGCUUUAGUUACAUAUCUUGGAAGUAAUGCUUUUUGUACUUCCUCUGCUUCUGGUCCUCGACGUCUCACUGUCGGGAAGAACGAGAGCAUGAAGAUUUUAACUUAUGGUCUAGACAGAAACUCAGAGAUCGUUGAUGUGUUUCAUGGUGUUCCCAUGAAGUGGGGAUACUAUACUGAUUUCAACUCCACGCUUCACUAUGAGUUGAGAUGGUAUGAGCUUCGGUUUCACAAGCGAUACACUGAUAUGGUCAAGAAUAAGUAUCUGCCUUACAUUCUUGAAAUGGCUAAGAGAAUUAAGGAUCAAAAUAGGGUGGUGAAGUUUUUCACUACUCGUGGAGGGAGAGAUGGCUGGAGCUCUAAAGGGAUCAACCUGGAUCAUCCCAUGACAUUUGAAACACUAGCCAUGGACGGAGACCUCAAGCAGAAGGUGGUUGAAGAUCUUAAUACCUUCAUUCGAGGCAAGGAGUAUUAUAAGAAGAUUGGUAAGGUAUGGAAGCGAGGUUACUUAUUGUAUGGUCCUCCAGGAACUGGGAAAUCAAGCUUGAUAGCUGCCAUGGCCAAUUUUCUUAACUUUGAUAUUUACAACUUGAAUUUAUCUGCUGUUAACUCUGAUUCUUCUCUUGAGCAUUUGUUGCUUCAUAUGUCCAAUCGUUCAAUUCUUGUGCUGGAGGAUAUCGACUGCUCCAUCAUGCUACAAAACCGUCAAGCAGGAGAUCAUCAACCAGAUCAUAAUAAUCAAAUUCCUCGGCCUCAGGUAACGCUCUCUGGCCUUCUGAAUGCCAUUGAUGGCCUACUUUCUUGCUGUGGAGAUGAAAGGGUCAUAGUUUUCACUACCAACUACAAAGAUCGCAUUGAUCCGGCCUUGCUGAGAGCAGGUCGUAUGGAUAUGCACAUAUACCUAUCCUACUGCACAUUCUCCACCUUCAAGCAGCUAGCAGCCAAUUACUUGGAUAUAUGGGAGCAUGAUCUCUUUAAUUGUGUUGAUAAGCUCAUUAAAGAAGUUCAAGUUAGCCCUGCUGAUGUCGCAGGCGAACUGAUGAAGACUAAAGAUCCUACAACUUCUCUAAAAGGGCUCAUUAAAUUUUUGGAAAUCAAGAAAUCAGAAUCAAAAUCCGCAUCUUCUCCAUUGGGAUUGGAAGGACAUGAGAAUAACUCAGAGCUUGACAGUAACAGCCUUAGCCAGAUGGACGAGCACCAACUUCAGAAGUCCUGUAAGAUCACUGAUUCUGGUGAUAACACCUUCCAAGACAAAAAGGAUGUUAAAUCUCAUGCAGCUCAGUCUACUCCAUUGAAGGAAAAAGAGUAUACAGUGAAGGAGGAAUUUGAGCCUAUCCUAGAAGCUAUUCUCUCAAAGCAUGGAGACAUUGCUGCCAAUUGCUCCUUCCACUCUCUCCAAUGCCGUUCAUCCUUCUUGGAAAUUGUCUGUGGCAUCGUGCAAACAUUACAAACAACAGAGAUAAAAGAUCUAUCAGAAUUUCAAAUCAAGUCCAUGUUGAGCAGCAUACGCGAUCUAGAAUCUGCGCAACUGGACGUUGGGUGGGUUCAUCAGAGGUUGGAAAAGAUUAUCCAGGCUAUGCCACUAGCUGAACAAUGUGCCACACUGAAGGAAGUCAAGAGUGACAAUAUGCAAGGCAUAGUGGAGGACAGAAAACCUAAAGCCUGCAAUGCAGGGACAUUAAUGCCAAAUUGAAUUUCCUUUUCUUUUUUUUAUUUUUUCCACGACCCAUUGGUUGAUGGGCUGCCUUGCUUUGACUCGACGCCUUCUCAUUCUUCUGGGUAGGCUGGGAUUACCUUUUCUCUCGGUCCAUUUAAUAAAGAUUGCCCAUCACAAAAGGACCCAUGGAAACAUGUAUACUGGAUUUGGCUGUUAGCCUUUUCAAGAGUAAUGGGGCCAUUUGGUACUCAAAAGAAAAUGCGCAAGUAACUGCAACUGGAUUCUUGAAUA